UCUUCAGCCCCCAAGCAGCCAUGCUCAACCAAGCAUUUUUAGAAGAUCAAGAGUUCUUACCAUUUCCUACACCUACAAACAUGAUCUCUCACCUUCCCUUAGAUUCCAAUCAAACCCUAAAAACUCUAUCACCCCUUUCCCACCACUCCAAACCACAACUAGAUCUUGGAGCCUCUCAUCUGCUUCCUAAUUUACAAACUUCAAACUGGGCAUGGGGGGAAGUGAGUGAGAUAAUAAGCAACAAGAUAUUAGGGAGGAGUAGGGAUGAUCAUCUAGGGGUUUCUGGGAUGAAGAUGAAGAAAUUCAAAUCAAGAAGGAAAGUGAGGGAGCCAAGGUUUUGCUUCAAGACCAUGAGUGAUAUUGAUGUCUUGGAUGAUGGUUACAAAUGGAGAAAAUAUGGCCAAAAAGUCGUCAAGAACACACAACACCCCAGGAGUUACUAUCGAUGCACACAAGACAGUUGUCGUGUGAAGAAACGAGUCGAGAGAUUGGCAGAGGAUCCAAGAAUGGUGAUUACAACUUAUGAAGGGAGACAUGCUCAUUCGCCGUCACUAAAUGAGGAGGAUUCAGAAGCUAACUCUUCAAAGCUCUGCAAUUUCUUCUGGCUCUAGACUAUCUUAGUGCAAUCUUGAUAGCAAGAUAUAAAUAAUGGUUACUGCUCAGAGUUGUUGCGUUCGUAUAUGAUGUCCUUUUUUUUUAUUGGACAAAUGUAAAUGAAUGCUUGUUUUACAGAAAACCAAUGUUUUUUUUUUCUACCAGAUGAUAUGAAU
Cynara cardunculus var. scolymus (artichoke) is the source of this 770-nucleotide messenger RNA. Its product is annotated as probable WRKY transcription factor 13. Bases 21 to 611 code for a protein of 196 amino acids. The transcript has 3 exons. Gene Ontology annotation, molecular function: DNA-binding transcription factor activity; sequence-specific DNA binding. Gene Ontology annotation, biological process: regulation of DNA-templated transcription. NCBI's taxonomy places the organism in Eukaryota, Viridiplantae, Streptophyta, Magnoliopsida, Asterales, Asteraceae. The record is from RefSeq and is a predicted model, not a curated record.